ACACUGUCCUCUAGGGGGCAAUAUUGAGUAAUUAAAGCCAGAUCUUUUCAGUGGGUGGACAUAAUUGAUGCAGGGAACAGUUCAAAGUUACUUGUGUCUGUGAGGCCAGGCUUAGUGCAGCUCUCCUGACUUCUAAAGACUCUUCUGGACUGUGAGGAUUACAUCAUGCCGAACUACAAGCUUACCUAUUUUAAUUUCAAAGGUAGAGCAGAGAUUCUUCGGUACCUCUUUGCCUAUACAAACACUGAAUUUGAAGACCAUAGAAUUGAAUAUAAAGACUGGCCUUCAUGUAAAGACUCAUACCCAUUUGGAAAACUCCCAGUUUUAGAAAUUGAUGGAACUGUUUAUUAUCAGAGUCUCGCCAUUGGGAGAUACCUAGCAAAAAAAGCAGGUCUGGCCGGAAAGACUGAUUUGGAUGACCUUCGCAUUGAUGCCAUAUUAGACACCAUUGACGACUUCGUAUCACGGUUUCCAUGGGAUGCAGCUGACCAGGAGAAGAAAGAGUACAUUGAUAAAUUUGGUGGCACUGUCCUGUCUGGCUUGGCGAAAGAAUUGGGAGAUAAUAAGUGGUUUCUUGGGAAAUAUGUAACCUGGGCUGACUUCUUUUGGGACAUCUGCAGUGAUGGUAUUAUUUAUUACCAACCCGACUUUUCCAAAGAUUACCCAAAUCUUCUAUCUCUCAAGAAAAGAGUAAAGGAGCUACCAGAGAUUGCUGCAUGGAUAAAGAGGAGACCUCAGACAGAAUAUUAAUGUAGUGAAACAUUCACUGGAGUCUGACCGUGAAAAUAAAGAUUCUACUGGUAUUACCAAAGGCCAAAUGGUGUAAUCUCUUUCAUAUUACACAGAUGUUCUUGAUAUUGUAAAUGUUUUACCCAAAGUAUAUUUGACAUUCAUUUGUAUGAAGACAUGGAGGUAAUGUCAACAGCAUAUUGCUAAAUAAAGCUGAUGGGUAGCGCUGUA
This is a messenger RNA of Hyla sarda, 960 nucleotides long. It is a transcript of the gene HPGDS, whose product is annotated as hematopoietic prostaglandin D synthase. Gene Ontology annotation, molecular function: glutathione transferase activity. Gene Ontology annotation, biological process: glutathione metabolic process. The transcript has 6 exons. The record is from RefSeq and is a predicted model, not a curated record. Bases 166 to 750 code for a protein of 194 amino acids. NCBI's taxonomy places the organism in Eukaryota, Metazoa, Chordata, Amphibia, Anura, Hylidae.